CAUUGAAGACAAAGGUAGAGAGUACAACAUUAACAAACACGAAAUUGGAUCUGAUCACUCGAUGUAGCUUACUAGCUUCUCUUCCAAAAAACCGCGAUCCAAUGAUUCCAUUGCAUCUCUUCAACCCAUAAACAACAUGAAUAAUUACCCUUUCGGAUCUCAAUCCCACAAACCCUUCUCAUCAUUCUCUAAAUCCGAUUUCGACUUAGAAUCCGGAACCACAAUCAAACGAACAAGAAAACCCAAAAACUCACCUUUCAAAAUGAUCAAAAACCGUUUACACCACUUUUUCAAACUCCACCCUCUCACUACACUCUUCCUAACACUCUUCUCUUUCGCUUUCACCCUUUUCGUUUUUCUCUCUUAUUACAAUAGAACCCAAUUUUACCCGAAAAUGGAUCCGGUUUUGGAUGAUUACCCGUUUUCGAAGCUGAAGAAUCUGGUAAUGGUUGCUGGACAUUCGAUUUACACUAGUAGUAGCUGUGGGAAAAUUGAGAAAGAGGAUUCGUGGUUUUUGGAAUCUUAUCAGAGGAAUCCUGGUCAAGCUGCAACGUUUGUGAAGCAUAUUGAAGAAGGGAUUGGGAUUGUUGAUAGGGAUGAGUUUGGUUUGCUUUUGUUUAGUGGUGGUGAGACCAGGAAAGACGCUGGACCGCGUAGUGAGGCGCAGAGUUAUUGGGCUGUUGCUGAUUUCAAAGGAUGGUUUGGUAAGGAAGAAAGUGUGAAAUGGCGAGCACUUACAGAGGAGCAUGCACGGGACAGCUUUGAAAAUCUUCUAUUUAGUGUCUGUCGAUUCCGAGAGCUUACUGGAACCUAUCCUCAAAAUAUCACUGUUGUAAGUUAUGAUUUCAAAGAAGACAGAUUUGCAAAUCUACAUCGAUCUGCGAUUGGCUUUCCAGAGUCGAGGUUCUUCUAUGCCGGCACUCCUGCGACAUCCAAUGCAAAAGAUGCUGCUCUAAAAGGCGAGGAAUUGGUGAGAACGCAAUUCUCAAAAGAUCCAUAUGGAUGUAGAGGUUCGCUUUAUCACAAGAAAUUAAAGCGCGACCCUUUUCAUCGGUCGAUUCCAUAUCCUAAUGGAUGUCCAGAAAUUGAAUCUUUGUUCAGAUAUUGUGGACCAACUCCAUAUCCUGGUGCACUACCGUGGGCAUAGUAACGGUGGUGUGUGAAAUUAUACUAAUACACUUGUAUACUAACAACAUAGAGAGAGAUUAGAUACAAUGCAACUACUUGAUGUUGCAUAAAUUUGUUGGUACAUGAUAUGAAGAUUAAAAUUUUGUAGAUGAAUCAUGAAACGGUUGUUGCAUCUUGGGUAGAAAAAGUCUAUCAAAGUUUUUGUAAGGUGGAUUUAUUAAAAUUGUUAGCGUUCUCAACACGAGAGUUUAAUAUGAGAGUCUAAAAUUUGUAUUUUAAUAAAUACAUGAAACAGUAAACUUUAUUUUCAUGGAACUGAUACAAGCCUUUCUUA
Cicer arietinum (chickpea) is the source of this 1462-nucleotide messenger RNA. RefSeq lists its product as uncharacterized. NCBI's taxonomy places the organism in Eukaryota, Viridiplantae, Streptophyta, Magnoliopsida, Fabales, Fabaceae. Gene Ontology annotation, cellular component: cytoplasm. The record is from RefSeq and is a predicted model, not a curated record.